GCCUCGGUCAUCUGAGUUUACCUAACUUAUAACAACGAAUAAGUCUUCAUUCAAAUAACUCCAAUAUAAUUACCUACUCUUCCUUGUUAAAUUCCUUAUUUUUAUUAAUCUAUCUAUGUUAUUCCUAUCAUGGCAGUCCGACGUGAACGGAUUGUAGAUGAUUUACUACCCGCCGUACAGCUUGCAUUCCGGCAUUCCCGGAGCAACAUCAUACAAUCAUGGCUUUACGUACCCUUUGGCAUAAUAUUGAUGCUGCUGGCCUGCUUUGGUGUUAACAAGCUAUUCGGCCUUGGGUCCGUGCCUUUCCCCUCGUCGGUAGCUUGUCUCAUUAUCCUUUUUGCCGCGCUGCUGCUGUCCGAGCAGCUUCUCGGUGAGCAUCGGACAAAGCGCAUCGUUGCUAUCAUCGAGGUUCCGGGCGGCUGGGCGCUACGAUGGAUAAACGUCUUAUUCACGCCUUCGUUCGUCUUAUUACCCCUGAGCCCGUCAAUAGGGGGAAUCGAGGUCCUUAAGAUAAUCGCAAUCUUUGUUAUCGGGUUCCUCGUGAUGAUGGCUCUCGCUGCCUAUAUGACCCGGGCCUUACAGCUUAUGCUCGGGUCCUCAAAGCGAGCUAUGACGGAGCGAGCAGAGGAGCUAAGCCCCGAUAGCGAAGAAAUACCCAUGGCAACGACCCCGGCUCACGGAGGUCAUUCGACCCCUCGGUCUGACGAGGUGGACUUACAACGUCCCCUUCCAUCUCGGGACGCCACCCAGGGGCAUCAGGCGGACGACUCGCAGUCAAGCCGCACCCUCGUAGAUAGCGACACCGACCGUCCCGACCUACCACCACAAGCCCCCGUACCUCCAUCUAGAUCAGACCGUUGGGCGGCAAUUAUUACCACCAGGCUAGAUCUUCUAAUCUGGAGCGUAAUUUUCCUAUUCGUGGGACUCCCGGUCUAUUACGCCGCUGGGUACGCGAUGCCGAUGCACCUAAGCUUCAACAUCCUAACGUAUUUCAUCGCCAUGUCCCUCCCGGAGAAUUGGAGACGGUACCUCCACCCGGUGUUAGUCUCGUCUCUGCUCACGGUCUUAGGCCUCUGGGCCCUUGGCCUUAUCAAGGGCGAUAGUCUCCCGUCCACCCUUGCUGCGUAUAAGACGGGUAUCGGAUAUACGGAGCUCUGGAGCGGGAGUCAUGGCCUCCCCGGGGCCGGUAAUCUGUUUGCUAGCGUGCUGGACGCCAGUAUCAUAUCGUUUGCGCUGCCUGUAUACCGAUACCGGCGUGAGCUGAAGCAGCACUUCGCCUCGAUUAUAAUUCCCAACGUUGCUAUCUCCAUCGGCUCGCUGUUCGCGUAUCCGUAUAUCUGCUACGCUGUAGGCAUCAGUGCUCGGCGUAGUCUUGCCUUUGCGGCCCGUAGCCUCACGUUGGCGCUCGCCGUACCGGCAACGGCUAACUUGGGAGGUGAUUUGAACACCGUAGCGGCAUUGGCUAUUAUGAGCGGGAUCGUCGGAGUGCUGGUUGGUGAGCGUAUGUUGGCGUUGCUUAAGAUACCUCAAGACGACUACGUUACUCGCGGCGUAACGAUGGGCGCCAAUUCGUCUGCCAUUGCAGCAGCGCUGCUCCUGCGUACCGAUCCGCGAGCUGCCGCGCUGUCAAUUCUUGCCAUGAGCCUAUUUGGCACUAUCACCGUUCUCUUUACGUCCAUACCACCGAUAACAGUUGCAAUCCAGUCACUAGUACAACUAUAAUCCCCGACACGAAGUUAGUAGCUGCUCCUGAUGAAGCGUGGGCGAAUUUCGUCGGUUUAAAUUGAUUCACUAACCUAGGUAAUCAUCACAUACACAUACGCAAUCAUACAGGGGGCACUCGAAAACGGAUGGAAGCUUACUAUAUAACAGACAUGAAUUCAUUUAUCUAAGUUAUUACUCCGUAAGUACCCGAAAAUCUUACUCAGUUAACGGCACAGGAGGUUGGCUUCAUAAUAAUAAUAAUCCUUAUAUCUGGCAAGCCGACUCACAUGCAGCUCAUUCUUUCUAUAAUUUUAAAAUUUAUCAAUUUUUAUGGCCUUAAAUAUUAUAUUAGGCUUAAGAAAUCCUAUC
Molecule: messenger RNA, 2073 nt
Organism: Daldinia vernicosa
Lineage: Eukaryota; Fungi; Ascomycota; Sordariomycetes; Xylariales; Hypoxylaceae
Product: LrgB-like family-domain-containing protein
Exons: 5
Coding region: 130-1722 (530 amino acids)
Source: RefSeq, a predicted model, not a curated record